This is a messenger RNA of Gloeophyllum trabeum ATCC 11539, 3222 nucleotides long. RefSeq lists its product as uncharacterized. Gene Ontology annotation, molecular function: phosphorelay sensor kinase activity; histidine phosphotransfer kinase activity. NCBI's taxonomy places the organism in Eukaryota, Fungi, Basidiomycota, Agaricomycetes, Gloeophyllales, Gloeophyllaceae. Bases 1 to 2958 code for a protein of 985 amino acids. The record is from RefSeq and is a predicted model, not a curated record. Gene Ontology annotation, biological process: phosphorelay signal transduction system; protein autophosphorylation. The transcript has 20 exons.
AUGCUCGAGUCCGCAGGAGAGGGGAGCUACCGCCGCCCGUUCCCCGGCAAGUCGGAGACAUUCGACGACGACGGGACCGUGGACGAGGUGGUUGUCGACCGGGCGUGGUCGGAGGAGAUCAAGAGCUCCGCGACGCAGUCUGAGCAUGGCGGGUCGCCGGAGAAGACAGGCAGCCACCAGCAGGGCGGGACGAACACUGAUCACGAGAGUUUCAUCCCGCAUCCCGACGGGUUCUGGGCAUACGCGACGCCGCUCAUCAUCCUGCGGUGGCGGGUCUGGCCCGCGAUUACGGGCUUCUUCGACUUGUCGUUCUUUGACGAGCGCAGUGAGCAGCACUAUCGGAAGGAGAACUGGUUUGUGAAGAAGCCCCUUGCGAUAUGGGCGUCGCUCUUCUACGUACUGAACUGGGCACUCGCUCUGGGGUUGAUACCCGGGCCGUUAGUCCUCGCCGACAAGAUCUUUUACUACGGGAUCUGUACUGCUGUGACGGUGCCGCUCCCGUUCAUGGUAAUCUACGACUGGCCCCGCGACCAAAAUGUCUUUUACCAGGUGUUUCUUUGCUUCUCGACUUGGUGCUGGUCUUAUUAUCAGGUCGUGUUCAUGUAUGCCUGCGGGUUCUACACCAAUGAGGUCAAGCAUUCGUAUUUCACGUGCGGGAACAAGGAUUUCCUCGGUACAUUCUAUUGGACGGCUGGGUUGGCGACUAUUUCGCUCUUCGGAUUGAAGCAACAUCGACUACCCCACAUGAUUGGAGCUGCGGUGUUCUUCAUUCUUGCUUGCGUCCUCAUCCUGCCGGACCGUCACACAUGGACAAGAAACCUCAUCAACCACUUCGUCUACCAGUCCUUCCUUCUCUACGUGCACUACAUGAGGGAAAACGCUGAGAGGAGGCUUUACACACUGCGCGACCAGCUGAAGAUCCAGUUUAGGGCGACGCAGAAGGCGCAGAUCAAUGAACGGAAGGCGGCGGAUUCCAAGCGGCGAUUGACCUCAUAUGUCUUCCAUGAGGUGCGAGUUCCGCUCAAUACGGCCUUGUUAGCGGUCCAGAAUAUGGAAGCUGCCGGAGCGGUACCCAAAUCUCAGCAAAUUGAGUUCAAGGCUUUGGAAGGAAGUCUCAGUAUGAUGUCCAAAGUGCUGAAUGAUGUCCUGGACUUUAACCGCAUGGACAGUGGUCGUUUCGAAUCCGUGUCGAAACCCUAUGCAUUCCACCAGGUCAUGCGAUCGAUGCUUGUGCCCCUACAGCUUGCCACGGAUGCUCGUAAUCUGACACUAGAGACGGAGUUUGACGAAAACAUCGAUUUGGUUGCUCGACGAGCGGCUUACGAGGCCAUGGGGCAUCCCCCUCAAGUAGUGGAGAAGCUUAUGGAAGAGAAUUCGGAAGAGCACGGCAUCGUCUGCGGGGAUGAGACACGCCUGCGACAAAUCAUCACGAACCUCGCCAGUAAUGCUUGCAAGUUCACCCAGUCCGGCGGGAAGCUCAGUGUCAAAACACGCUUAAUAUUACCUUCUCCCGAAUCCACCAUGCCUCGUUCAUCUUACGGUCCGUCCCGUUCAGAGACUGACGCGACAGACGUCACGGAUAGCUCGAAGUUGCCCGACUCGGCGAUCUCGGACGCGGAGAUGGGUCUUGGUGAGAAGGUUCAAGGCCACCAUGUAUUGUCUGCCACGCACCUGAGCCAACAUAAUCUGCAUCACUCGCAAUUGCAUCCGCUGGAAUGGAUCGUGGUGAGGAUAGAAGUUACGGACACAGGUUGUGGUAUUAAACCCAAAGACAUGGUACAAAGCAAACUGUUCUCUGCGUUCAAUCAGACGGAACAAGGCAGACAACAGGGCGGUAAAGGGACUGGUUUGGGUCUCGCAUUGGUGCGGCAGAUCGUGAAGCUAAGCCGUGGUAGGCUUGGUGUGCGGUCCAAGGCUGGGGAGGGGUCAACAUUCUGGGUUGAACUUCCCCUUGGCGUCGGCGCGAAGACCAUGCAAGGCUUCACACCCCCACCCAACUUGGUCGAGCGUGCGGAUGAGUUGGGCCUCAACAUGACAUUCGCGCCGGAGUCAUCGCACUCAGGCGGUAAGCCCUCGCGAACGUCGGCUAAUAAGCGAAAUUCAUCUGCAUUCACGACCAUUAUGGAGCAAGGCGGAAUGGUCGAGCUGGUGCCUAGCAAACCGGGGGAAACUCCAGUGUUGACUCGGGCCCUUGGUGACGCGAAUACUGGGACGGCGCCUCGCACAUCGACUCCACCCGAGAUUGGUGAGCUGUCGUCACCUGAGUCCCUCACACCCACAGAGAUACAACGGACGACUGUUCGGCCCUCUCACGUGGAUUUACCGAGACCACGACAGUUCACGUCGUAUGACUUCACGAAUCCCUCGACAUCAUCUUCUGCAACACUCGACCAACUAGGGAGCACGCCUUCAUCAAAUCAAUCGGCUCCUGCCACGCCGCCUGCUGAAUUCGAGCGUGGCUUGCCUGUGCUGGUGGUCGACGAUGACCCCUUAACCAGGAUGCUCAUGAAACGCCUCUUGACGAGGAUUGGUUGCCGCGUCUCGACAGCCGAGAAUGGUGAGGUGGCUUUAGAAAUGAUUCUGGGCGGGUCAAGGCCAACGCCCUCGUCGGAAACGCCAAGCAGCCAGGGUUCUGAGUCAUCGCAGGGCAUCGGCUCUGGGACGGGAGUGCCGAUGGCGGAAGACACCCGUUUUGCGGCUGUGUUCUUGGACAAUCAGAUGCCGGUCAUGUCCGGUCUUGAUACGGUGGCAAGGCUGCGAGAAGCGGGUAGACAGGACUUCGUGGUUGGCGUAACAGGGAACGCACUAUUGACGGAUCAGGAGGAGUAUCUACAAGCAGGAGUAGAUCACGUCCUGACAAAACCGGUACUAGAGAAGAGUCUAAGGAAUAUGCUGCAUCUCGCCGAUGAACGUCGAAAACGAGCGCUACUAGACUUCCACGCGCCAUCCCCUUCAUGACCAUAGCCUGUGUCUCUCCUUCAUGCAUAUAUGUCUUGUUUUCUUGGGUUUGUGGUGGGCAUCUACACUAUAUAUGUUUGUUGUCGUUUGUCGUCUUGCAACCUGCACUCAUCAUGAUAGCAUUACUGCAGCAUAGCUUAUUUAAUACCGUAAGAACAUGUAUUACUGGAAUUGCUCUCGCUUGUGUCGAAUUUGCUUACACUCGCAUGUAUUGUUGUACUACUAUUAUCAGAUCUUUUGGUGGGGACGCUUGCAUUGGUAUAU